AUGUUUACCUCUCCCAAAUCGCGUCCAAGACAAGACGACGGCGAAGACGAGCGUUCGCCGAAAAGGACAAGGUUCGAUGAUGGCGAAGGAGACGAAAUAGUUCUAAUGGACACCGUCGUCAAUAUCGAGCCUCCAACCGAGUCUACGGGCAAAUCCUCGGAGGGCGAGCCUCAGCAGGAGAGCAUGCUACCUCCUAGUCAUGCGCUUCUCGGUGCUCCACCACCAGUAUACGUCUCGGACGGGUCCAUGCAGCGCAUUAUGGAAACUGACGUUGGGAUCUCAGAGUAUAUUGGGCAUGAUGUUCCGAAGAUCGAGGGGAUUAUCAAACAACGGUUCACAGACUUCCUGGUGUACGAAGUCGACUUGGACGGUAAUGUGAUACAUGUCAAAUCUCUUUCAAAGCCAGAAUCGUCCCCAAAGAAAAAAGAGGAGUUGAAUGAGGAGGAUACAGCAAAACAUGCAAAACACAUAAUGGAGCAAGACGACGCCACUGCCGGCCCAGCUGCAACUUCACAAGGACCCCUUACACAGAAGGAUGGAAGUCUUGUUCCGGAGGCUAGUCAGACAAGCCCCGAGGCCCACGCACAGGGCGAGCAAGAUAAGGACACAAUAGAAGAUGGCCCGUGGCCAGAACGAUUUACUUCGACUUUGACUCCAUUCCUCGCCGAGGAGACAAUCACCAAAAUCAAGCACCUGUAUCUGGAGGGUCCGGAGCCACCGUUCAUGAGCGAUAAUGGUUGGGGUGGACGCCAGGCUAAGCUUGACGACGUGAACGAGAAAGCAGAGGGACCGAGUACCCCUGCCCCGCCUACAGAAUCCCAGGCCGAGUCUGCGCAGCGGGGAAGAGGAAAGCGGGGUAGAGACCGCGGGGGGCGUGGGGGACGCGGGGGGAGAGGUGGCGGAAGAGGCGGGCGACCUGGAGAAAGGGAGGACCACCGUCGAGUGUUGACCGAUCCCAUAUCAUCCAAGACCACGCGGACCGGUCUGCAUCAAGCAAUCCGCGACUUAUUCGGAGGAAAAUUGGACACUGAAACGGACAUGAGCGCGCCUGCGACCGAUGAUGGCUCGCGAAUCGUUAUCAAGUGGUCUAAGAGGGGCGGUGGACGAGGCGGGGGUAGAGGUGGACGAUCAGGGCGAGGAGAGCGAUCAGAGCGCGGGGCGUACCCGCCCUACGUCCAUUUCACCAUGCAAAAGACCAACCGGGACACACAGGACGCUCUGGCUCAGCUCUCACGCGUUCUGCAUUGCAAUGUCAAAGACCUCUCGGUUGCAGGUACAAAAGAUAAGCGUGGUGUCACCGUCCAACGCGUGUCCCUUCGACGAGGAAACAAGACUGUUGAGGAUAUUUGGAACUUGGCCAAUGGGGUCACUGGUCGUCGGACGGUGGAAGAUGCUUUAUCGCAUAGGGGAGAACGCGGAAUACGUAUCGCGGACUUCAACUACAGGAAGGCUAGCUUGGAGCUCGGAAUGCUAAAGGGAAACGCUUUCGUAAUUACCUUAAGAAAUGUCCAAGUUGAUUCAAUGGAAACUCUGGACAGGGCCAUGUCGACGAUCAAAGAGAAGGGAUUCAUCAAUUACUAUGGUAUGCAGCGAUUUGGGACAGCUGCCAUUCCUACCCAUUCGAUUGGACUUGCCUUAUUGAAGUCUGAUUGGCACAAAGCUGUCUCUCUCAUUCUGUGCACAAGACCGGGCGAGCACCCCGAAGUCGUCGCUGCCCGUAAUGCUUGGCUAGUGGACGGCGACUUAGAUAAAGCAUUGGAGCUCAUGCCGAGACGCGUUGUCGCAGAGCGUUGCAUCCUGGAGAGCUACAAAAAGCAGAGAGGUGACACUCGGAACGCCAUGGGAGCGCUAUCGACGGCAUGUCCUUCUUUAUCGUGA
Molecule: messenger RNA, 1878 nt
Organism: Fibroporia radiculosa
Lineage: Eukaryota; Fungi; Basidiomycota; Agaricomycetes; Polyporales; Fibroporiaceae
Exons: 6
Coding region: 1-1878 (625 amino acids)
Biological process (GO): pseudouridine synthesis
Cellular component (GO): nucleus
Molecular function (GO): pseudouridine synthase activity; RNA binding
Source: RefSeq, a predicted model, not a curated record